AUGUUGACACUGGCCAAUGUUCUUCCGGGUUGCCGGGUUCAUCCUGGUUCCAGUUCCGGCCUGCAAGACUCUCAUGCCAACAUUGAUUUUCAAGCGAUGGGUUCGCGUGUCUCUCUGACUGGACAAUGCCCUUUGGAAUACUUCGGACACGCCUUCUCCAGCUACGGGCAUGGUAACCCUCUUCCAGCCACGCCCUUUUCCGACAACAUUCGAUUGACUCCUUCUUGUUGCAACCCUGUCGUAACUCAAAGGCCAGUCAUCCAGAUCUACCCCACAUUUGUUAACGUCACGAAUGUGCAGGGUGAACCACGUCGCACGCAGCCAACGACACACCAAGGGAAACCAAGAAGCUUAUUCAGUCUAGAAUCAGGGGCGGCCAGACAAGGUCGUCUUCCGCCGAUUUCUAUGUUUUCAUCCUUGGCUCAUCGUCCCCUCGCCCACAAUGCCCCUGUUAGUAAAAUUUGUGGCGACGCCUCUGGUAGUAGCGAAACAGGCUUUGAGUUGAACACUGUCAACGAGCCAUCCUACUUGAAUCAGUUUCAAUAUUCGGUUCAAAUCGUUCAAACUAAGGAUACGAAUCAAGUUUUGAAAUCGACCAGGGUUGUCAAAAGUAAAAGCAGCAUUAGAAAGAGGGUCACUAGCUCCGUCAGUUACUGCAAGAAACUGAAAGGGAUGGUCAGCGCUGACCUGACACACAGCAUUGCGUCCAUUCUUAAAACGACCAAACAGAUCACUGAUGCUGACCCUAGCGCAGAGCGAACGCCACGUGCGCCCCUAGGUGAUGAUGUCAUAAGGAACAGGGAGCUCAAAUAUUCAAAUUCUGACGGCCACCUCGUCAGCAGUGACGCAAGCCUCGAGGAAACUGAUGACGACAUAGAUGUGACGUCAUGCAGCGGGGAUGAGCUCGACCAUGACGACGAAGUCAGCGUCGUAGCGUCACCAUCUCAAAACGAGGCCGACUUCCUGAGGCAACACGAUGAAAAAAAGAUGGACGGCUACCGAUGUGACAUUGAAGCUAAUCACAAGGGAGAUAAAUCAAAACAAAGUCAUGAGGAUGACAUGACGAAUUCAAAGGAGGAUCUGUCCGCGCUUGAUACUCAUAUACUGCAAUACACAAAGAAUGCAAAAACUGAGGAUUUGAAUAUGAUGAAUCAUAGUCAUUGUGCAGAAGACUCUAGAUCUAGCCCUCCCAUAAGAUUGAAAUCAAACCUACCCACAAAAACGCUUCCUCCGAUUGAGUCACUGUGCCAGCCCAGUGUACGCAACAACCAAGAUGGCCGCAGCGCUUUUAAGCCGAUUGCCAAAAACUGUCAGGGAACUGAAAACCAAUGGACUGCGUCCGAAGAGGACCAUUCUCCGAAUCAAGAAAUGUUGCAUUUUUUAACAACUGAUGCAGUUAGAGAGAAAUGUAGUCUCAAUAACUGGGAAGCAGAGAUUGAUAUCAACUUAAAAUAUAAAGAAAAUGACAAACAACAACAACAGAAGCCCAAAGGAGACAUUUCCACAACGGAUGCCCUUGACAUGCUAAGACGUCAGAGUCUUAUGUACCAGAAUCAGGGAUUUCCCGAUCAUUACAGGACAAACGGGAACCUUCCCAAUACACCGUUGGCUUGGUUUCAGUGGUUAAGGCAUAGAGACACACAUCAUGGGCGUCACUUGGGACCCCAUCAUGCAGAGCCGCCUCACGUGGCCCGUUGCCCGCCUCCGAGGUACUUCUGCGAGGCUUGCAAUAAAACGUAUUCCACAUUUGGCGGGUUAUCGAAACACAGGCAGUUUCAUUGUGUGGAACACAUACGGAAAGAGUUCGCCUGUAACGUCUGCAGCAAAUCAUACUCCUCCCUCGGCGCCCUGAAGAUGCACAUCCGCACCCACACGCUUCCGUGCAAAUGCCACGUCUGCGGGAAGGCGUUCUCCAGACCUUGGCUCCUGCAAGGUCACGUCCGCACCCACACGGGAGAAAAACCUUUUAGGUGUAGCCACUGCGGCAGGGCGUUCGCCGAUCGCUCUAACCUCCGCGCCCACCUUCAGACCCACGCUGAAAUAAAAAAGUACGCUUGCAGGAAGUGCGGGAAAACUUUUUCCAGGAUGUCACUCUUGACGAAGCAUUCUGAAGGCAGUUGCCCUGGCAACAGCAAGACGCUGACUUGAGGACUAUAUAUAUAUUGUCAUGUUCAAUGUUUCUUUAAAAUACCAAUACAGUUGACUCUUGAUAAUCCGACAGUUAAAGGACCGGGAGAGAUGGCGUUGGAUUAUUUGCCGAGUGUGAGAUUACCAAAGGUUAGCUGUACUUCAAAGAACCGUAUAUGUUCCUAGAAAAGUCGCCUAGACAUUGACUAAAACGAAAGUUAUUGAUCUGAAAAAUACAAAACAUUUGAAUUCAUGCUUCAGCGUUCAUAUACUGUACUAAAAUACAAUUCAACUUUGAAGCCUGGGAUUUUGAACUUCUGAAUAUUUAGGCGGCUCCUGAGUCCACCCAACUCUAAUGGGUACCUGAUAUUAGUUGGGGGAAAAUAAUGACGGUUGGUCGUUGU
Biomphalaria glabrata is the source of this 2531-nucleotide messenger RNA. Its product is annotated as zinc finger protein 37-like. The transcript has a single exon. Gene Ontology annotation, molecular function: DNA-binding transcription factor activity, RNA polymerase II-specific; RNA polymerase II cis-regulatory region sequence-specific DNA binding. The record is from RefSeq and is a predicted model, not a curated record. The coding region runs from base 1 to 2148 and encodes 715 amino acids. Gene Ontology annotation, biological process: regulation of DNA-templated transcription. NCBI's taxonomy places the organism in Eukaryota, Metazoa, Mollusca, Gastropoda, Planorbidae.